Ornithorhynchus anatinus (platypus) is the source of this 5339-nucleotide messenger RNA. It is a transcript of the gene CASKIN1, whose product is annotated as CASK interacting protein 1. The coding region runs from base 111 to 4652 and encodes 1513 amino acids. NCBI's taxonomy places the organism in Eukaryota, Metazoa, Chordata, Mammalia, Monotremata, Ornithorhynchidae. The transcript is spliced from 20 exons. Gene Ontology annotation, molecular function: protein binding. The record is from RefSeq and is a predicted model, not a curated record.
CCUCUGACGGGCGGCUGCGGGAGCCGGAGCCUCUCGGAGCCGGGACCGGGACCGGCGCCGGGACCGGCACCGGACGGGGCCCGGGCCCGGACUCUGGGCCGCCCCGCGCCAUGGGCAAGGACCAGGAGCUGGUGCAGGCGGUGAAGACGGAGGACGUGGGCGCCGUGCAGAAGCUGCUGCAGAGGCCCAGGCCGGGCAAAGCCAAGCUCCUGGGCUCCACCAAGAGAGUGAAUGUCAACUUCCAAGACACUGACGGGUUCUCAGCCCUCCACCACGCCGCCCUCAAUGGCAACACGGAGCUCAUCGGGCUGCUCUUGGAGGCUCAGGCCGCCGUGGACAUCAAAGAUAACAAAGGUAUGCGGCCUCUGCACUACGCCGCCUGGCAGGGAAAGAAGGACCCCAUGAAGCUGGUGCUGAAGGCAGGCUCAGCCGUCAACAUCCCGUCCGACGAGGGACACAUCCCCCUACACCUGGCAGCCCAGCACGGCCACUACGAUGUGUCGGAGAUGCUGCUUCAGCAUCAGUCCAACCCUUGUAUUGUGGACAACUCCGGAAAGACCCCGCUGGACUUGGCCUGUGAGUUUGGCCGGGUUGGGGUGGUGCAGCUGUUGCUAAGCAGCAACAUGUGCGCAGCCCUGCUGGAGCCCAAGGCUGGGGACUCGGCCGAUCCCAACGGGACCAGCCCCCUGCACCUGGCCGCCAAGAACGGCCACAUCGACAUCAUCAGGCUCCUGCUGCAGGCGGGCAUCGACAUUAACCGGCAGACGAAGGCGGGCACGGCGCUCCACGAGGCCGCUCUCUGCGGGAAGACGGAGGUGGUGCGGCUGUUGCUGGAGAGCGGGAUCAACGCUCACGUGAGGAACACCUACAGCCAGACGGCACUGGACAUCGUCAACCAGUUCACCACCUCCCAGGCCGGCCGCGAGAUCAAACAGCUGCUUCGAGAAGCCUCAGCGGCUCUCCAGGUGCGGGCCGUGAAGGAUUACUGCAACAACUAUGACCUGACCAGCCUCAACGUCAAGGCCGGAGACGUCAUCACUGUUCUAGAGCAGCAUCCGGAUGGCCGCUGGAAGGGCUGUAUCCAUGACAACCGGACCGGCAACGACCGUGUGGGCUACUUCCCGUCCACCCUGGUGGAGGCCAUCAGCAAGCGAACAGGUCCCCGCGGAGCCGACAUGAGCCCUUCCCUCCCGUCCUCAUCCUCGUCCCCAUCCCCGGGCAGCUCGGCCACGGUGCCCGCCCCGGCCCCCUCCGAGGACAUCUGGGUGCUGCGGAAGCCCUUCGCCGGUGGUGACCGCAGCAGCCUGGGCAGUACGGGCAGCGUAGCCAGUGCCCGGAGCUCAGGCAGUGGGCAGAGUGGCGGGAGUGGGGUCCACACUCUGCACCCUGGCUCCGAGGGGGUCAAGCUCCUGGCCACCGUCCUGUCCCAGAAGACUGUCCAGGAGACGGUCAUUGGGGAUGGUCCCACCAAGCCCCCGGAGGGCUCUGCAGGUUCACGGGCUCAGACCACUGGGUUCACGGCGCAGUCCUAUGGUGGAGAGCAGCCAGCUAAGAAGGUGGAAUCUGCUUCAGAGGGGAAGAGCUCCGAGGCCGUCUUCCAGUGGCUGGGCCAAUUCCAGCUCCAGCUCUACGCCCCCAACUUCAUCACUUCGGGCUACGACCUGCCCACCAUCAGCCGGAUGACCCCCGAGGACCUGACAGCCAUCGGGGUCACCAAGCCGGGGCACCGAAAGAAGAUCACGUCGGAGAUCAGCGGCCUGGCUCUCCCCGAGUGGCUGCCCAACCACAAGCCCGCCAACCUGGCGGUGUGGCUGUCCAUGAUUGGCCUGGCGCAGUACUACAAGGUCCUGGUGGACAAUGGCUAUGAGAACAUCGACUUCAUCACCGACAUCACCUGGGAAGACCUGCAGGAGAUUGGCAUCACCAAACUCGGCCACCAGAAGAAGCUCAUGUUGGCGGUGAAGAAGCUGGCCGAGCUGCAGCGGGCCGAGUGCGGCAAGUACGAGGCGGGCACCCUGCGCCGGAGGGCCCCGCCGUCGCCGGACCCCAUGGGCAUCGAGUCCCCGGCCCCGCCGGAGCCCGCCCCCGCCGACUGCCAGUCGCCCAAGAUGGUCACCUUCCAGGACAGCGAGCUGAGCGACGAGCUGCAGGCCGCCCUGACGGUGGGCUCGGGCCCGGGCGAGGGCCCCGACGGGGCGGACCGGGCCGCCAGCCCCCCGCCGGCCCACGGGCCCCGGGCCGGCUCCCUGCGGCGGGAGGGCAGCCUGGGCGGCCGGGCGCGCCACAUGAGCAGCUCGCAGGAGCUGCUGGGCGACGGGCCCAAGCCGGCGGGUGGCCCCCUGUCCCGGAGCCAGGAGCACCUGGCCGACGACGGCGGGGGAGCGGCAGGAGGAGGAGGAGCAGGAGGAGGAGCAGGAGCAGGAGCAGGAGGAGGGGGAGGGGGCCCGCCCGUGGGUCCCGCCAAGGACGCCCGGCUCUCGCGGCCCGCCCCGGUCGGGGUCAAGCGGGCCAGCGUGCCCCCGGUGCCCGGCAAACCCCGGCAGUCCUUCCCGCCGGCCGGCGGGGCCUUCACACCUCCGCCCACGCCCAGCAAGCCGAGGCCGGGCUCCCCGCAGGCGGCGGGCGGCGGGCCCCACGGCCCCGCGCCGGCCACGGCCAAGGUCAAGCCCACGCCGCAGCUGCUGCCGGCCCAGGCCGAGCGACCCCUGUCCCCGCGCUCGCUGCCGCAGUCGCCCACCCACCGCGGCUUCGCCUACGUGCUGCCCCAGCCGGCCCCGGAGGGCGAGGCGGGGCCCGGCCCGGUGCCCUCGCCCGGCCCCGGCCCCGGCCCCGGUCCCGGUCCCGGCCCCGGCCCCGUGCCCGUGCUCUGCCUGCCGCCCGCCUCCGGAGGCGACGAGGCCGAGGCCUGGGGCGAGGCCUGGGGGGGCGAGGCGGGGCCCGGGCGGCCCAAGAAGCGGGCCCACAGCCUCAACCGCUACGCGGCGGCGGGCCCCGGGGGAGCGGACGGCCCUCCGGACGGCGGCGAUCUGCUGGGCCCGGCCGCGGGGCCCUACGCCACCGUCCAGCGCCGCGUGGGCCGCAGCCACUCGGUGCGGGCGCCGCCGGGCGCCGACCGGAACGUCAACCGCAGCCAGUCCUUCGCCGUGCGGCCCAAGAAGAAGGGCCCCCCGCCGCCGCCGCCCAAGCGCUCCAGCUCGGCCAUGCCCAGCGCCGGCCCGGCCGACGAGCCCGGGGGCGACGGCCGGGCCGAGGCCGGGGCCGGGACCGGGACCGGGGCCGGGGCCCGGGCGCAGCGAAGGAGGGCCAGCGACCUGGCCGGGGGCAGCGUGGACACGGGCAGCGCGGGCAGCGUCAAGAGCAUCGCGGCCAUGCUGGAGCUGUCGUCCAUCGGCGGCGGGGCCCGGGCGGCCCGCCGGCCCCUGGGCGGGGGCGGGGGUCAGCCCCCCGACGGCCGCCCGCCGCCCCCCGCCGGCCCCGACCCCGCCCGGGCGGCCGCCGCCCUGGCCGCCGGCAGGCACAAGGACGCCAUCGGCCCCGACGGCGAGGUGGUCAACCGGCGGCGCACCCUCAGCGGCCCGGUCACCGGGCUCCUGGCGGCCGCCUCCCGCCGCGGGGAGCCGGGGGCCCGGGGGCCCGAGGCCCCGGCGUCGGGGGGCGGCCCCUCGCCCGAAGAGGGCAGGCCAAGGGCCCGGGGCCCGGCGGGCGAGGCGGGCCCGGCCCCGCGGCCCGGGGAGCUGGGCCGGGUGGAGGCCAGCGCCACGCUCAAAAGGCGGAUCCGGGCCAAGCAGGGCCAGCAGGACAGCGUCAAGUUCAUCCUCACCGAAUCGGACACCGUCAAGCGGCGGCCCAAGGCCAGGGACCGCGACCCCGACGGGCCCGACCCGCCCGCCCUCUCCGUCUACCACAACGGCCCCGGGGCCGGGCCUCCCCGACGGCGCCUGGCCUCCGACACCGACGGCGGCCCCGCCGACCUGCCCCCGCCCCCGCCCCCCGCCGACCUCGAGGCCUCGCCCCCGCCCCCCCCGCCCGACGGCGACGCCAAGAAGCCGGCCAAGCCCCCCGUCUCCCCCAAGCCCGUGCUGGCCCCGCCGGCCCCCUGCACGCUGGGCUCGCCCACCCCCGCCUCCAAGAAGGUGCCGCUCCCCAGCCCCGGCAGCCCAGAGGUGAAGCGCGCCCACGGGACGCCCCCACCGGUGUCCCCCAAGCCAGCCCCGCCCCCCACGGCCCCCAAGCCGGUCAAACCCCACGCGGUCCUCCAAUCCGUCAGCACCACCCCGACGCCCAGCCCGUCCCCGGCCCGGCAACCGGUGCCGGCCAUCAAGCCGGCCAGCACCCCGCCCUCCCUCUGUGCCAGCCCUGCCAAGCCCCUGUCGCCCGGGGGCCUCCCGCAGCAGGUGCCCACGAAGCCGCCCCGCGCCUCCGUGGCCGGGCCUUCGGCCGAAGGCGGCCCCAGCGAUAGCGUCCAACAGAAGCUGGAGGAGACCAGCGCGUCCCUGGCCGCUGCCCUGCAGGCUGUAGAGGAGAAGAUCAAGCAGGAGGAUGGACAGGCGGCCGAUGCCGCGGCCGGAACCAAGAGCGCGGGCAGCAUCCUGGACGACAUAGGCAGCAUGUUCGACGUCCUGGCCGACCAGCUGGACGCUAUGUUGGAGUGAGUGCAGCGUGGGAGCCCGCGACCUCAGGACCGCGCGCGGACCUCACCCUGCCGCCCCGUCUCCCUCCCUCCCUCCCUCCCACGUCUCCGUCGUCUCCCCCGUCUCCCGCACGGCCCGGUCCACCCCGCCCCGCUCCCCGGCCACGUGCAAGAAGAUGAUUUAUCUCAGGAGGACACCUGGCCUCCGGGGUUGGGGGGAGUGCGGGGCGACCCACGGCUCCCACGAACACGUGGCCCCGCGGGGAGCGAGGCCCGAGUCAACGGGCCCACCUGAGGGUCUCCCGGCCCAGCGUCCGGGAGCAGCUCCGCCGACCUCCCUCUAGGAGACCCUCGGGCCCAGGGCUGGGGGCCGUGAGGACCUGGGUCCCGGCGUCAGUCUUGCGAUGUCGGGAGGUGGGGUCCCCCUUCCCACUCACCCGCUCCGGGAGCCGGGCCGAGGCCUCGGCGGCGGGGGGGAGAGGGGGCUGCGCCCGGGCCGGGAAUGGGGACCGGGGUCCGACGGAGGCAGGAUUUGGGCGCCGGACCAGGGGGACACUGGAGUCUGAGGGAAGGAGGCCGGCGGGGGCAGCUGGGCCUGGACCCGCAACUGGCACCCACAUCCUCCGGCCCAGCCCCUGCUGCCUGCCUACCCGCCCGGGGCCCCGGAGGGAAGGGGGGUGGGAGUGUGGGGCAAGUGGCGGCCCCCUGC